Williopsis jadinii is the source of this 647-nucleotide messenger RNA. RefSeq lists its product as uncharacterized. NCBI's taxonomy places the organism in Eukaryota, Fungi, Ascomycota, Saccharomycetes, Phaffomycetales, Wickerhamomycetaceae. The record is from RefSeq and is a predicted model, not a curated record. The coding region runs from base 192 to 440 and encodes 82 amino acids. The transcript has a single exon.
GUGAGAGCAAAAAAUAGAAUGGUACACCUGGUUGGCGAAGCAUAGCCGGCUUUAGAAUGUGACCUCUUAUUUCCUUGAUGAGCUAGGGAUUAAAUAGCAAUAAUUCACAGCACUAUCACUUUCUUUGGUUUGUCACUAACAACAACAACGAGUUAACAAAAUCCAAACAGGCAUCUGGUGUAUCAUUCAACAUGUUUAUGUUCUUCUUAUUCGGCACAAAGAAUUUCACAUCGCACAUGGAUGGAUAUCCAAACAAUCUACAGUGUCCAAAUUGCCACAACAAUUCUGUUGAGCCAGUUAAGGAGAAGGAGUUCAUAUCGGUCUGGUUUGUGCCAAUCAUACCAAUCUACUGGGGGAAACAACUCAAGUGUAGGAUUUGCUCAUGGACACAGGACUUGAAGAAGGGAGAUUUGGAGAAGUAUAACAUCCAAAAGCAUUGACAUGGUAAAAAGGGUGUCAGGAGGAGGGAGACAACACAACAAUUUAGCGUAAUGAAGGAUAAUAAAAUAUUAUGAUGUUAUGAUGGAAAGGGUUUGAUUAUUAUAGCCAAUGCAGAGUUUCCUAACAGGCUUAGUUGAAGUUGUAGCGUUAUCACUACGUAGCUUUAUUCAGAGCAUACUUACAGUACCACAUUGAUGACACCCUUG